Messenger RNA from Odontomachus brunneus, 879 nucleotides. Its product is annotated as dTTP/UTP pyrophosphatase. The record is from RefSeq and is a predicted model, not a curated record. The transcript has 4 exons. Bases 298 to 807 code for a protein of 169 amino acids. Lineage: Eukaryota; Metazoa; Arthropoda; Insecta; Hymenoptera; Formicidae. Gene Ontology annotation, molecular function: nucleoside triphosphate diphosphatase activity.
ACGACCCGCAUUACCGACCGGUACGACCACCAACGUGCACACGCUUAAGAGCGCGUUUUGCGCACUACGUAUGGGCCGCGUUAUUGCAAUUAGUGCUGAAUGUCACUGCGCGAGUUUACAGAUAACAGGUGUCAAUAAUAAUCACUGAGCAACCGCACGUACUAAAGGAUGUUGGAGUCGACUAUUCAAGCGUUAGCAAGUGGCAGAGUAAUUCUAGCCAGUGGUUCCCCAAGGCGACAUGAUAUAAUGAAAUUUUUGGUAAACAAUACGAUUGUAUGAAUAAUUUCAAUCGUGAAUAUGUCUAUACAAAAUAAAUUACGUAACAGUAUGACUGUAUUGAUGGAUACUGAUCAUUGGAAUAUAGCCAAGUACAAGGUCCUUGAGGUGUAUGAACGACUGAAGGCAGAUCCAGUGCCACCGUCACUGAUAAUUGGAGCUGAUACAAUGGUAACGAUGGGUAAUGUUGUUUAUGGCAAGCCACAUGAUGAGGUGGAGGCCUUUCAAAUAUUAUCUAGUCUGGUGAAUAAGCAGCAUGUCGUGUACACUGGUGUGUGCUUAAAGACACCGCAGAGCCAAGUCCAGUUUUAUGAGUCGACAAAGGUGAAAUUUGGAGAUAUAUCUGAGAAGCAAAUAAGAGAGUACAUAAAAACAGGUGAUCCCAUGGAUAAAGCAGGGGGAUAUGGAUUCCAAGGGGUUGGGGGCUGUUUGAUAGAGAAGAUAGAUGGUGAUUAUUAUACUGUAACGGGCCUGCCGAUGUAUGCACUGUCCAGGCGACUGGAUCAGAUGUUUUCUGUUGAUGUUCAAUGAGAGCAUUGUGUUGAGCAUGACAGUACCCUGAAGGACAACUAUUGUACUAUCGUUUCUACGUGAAUAAAUGUU